CACCUGGAGAAGGCUGCAGUGCCUCAUCUUUCCCUUACCCCUAUGCUCUACUUCGUUGGCCUCUGAAAGAUGCCUGAUCGGCAAACAUCGCUUCUUAGCUUGGCUAACGAGCUUCUUCUCGAAAUAGUCGAGAAACUUGACCAGCUGAAAUAUAUUAGCAAAAUUUUGAACCUAAAUAAACGCACCCGCGAUUUGCUUUUGACUUAUCUAUUCGAUCGGGGCUGCGCCAGGACACGAAAUGCACGAUAUAGACAAACCACUUUGGGAUUGUUCCUGGGAGGCGCAAUUUGCAGCGACACCUCAUCGAUUAUAGACCGUAUUGUUAAUCACAGAAUGACUCUGGGGCUAAUGGGUGAAACCCUUCUGGACGGUGGGAUGGGCAUCAAGAAACGGAUCAAUAUGCCUCGCUAUCUUCGAAGUGCUCUUGCUGUCGAUUCACCUUACGUUGCUGCUUAUCUACUGAAGUCUGGCGUGGACCUGAGUGAAUCAAGAUACAAUCGUCCAAAGCUCAUGCCUCUGUGCCAGGCCUUAUCCAUAGGUCCUACCAGUACGCAGGACAAAAUUGAUGCGUCCCUUAGAAUCGCUUGUAGCUACGUCUUGCCGCGAACCUUCAGUUCCUUCUUAGUCAAAGGUGCCAACCCAAACGCCUAUAGUCCAUACGGACUCAACGCGAUGCACGAAUUACUUCUUCCACGGAUUCCAGCGCUUGCCAACGACUUUACAUAUUAA
Xylaria bambusicola is the source of this 729-nucleotide messenger RNA. RefSeq lists its product as uncharacterized. The record is from RefSeq and is a predicted model, not a curated record. The transcript is spliced from 2 exons. The coding region runs from base 70 to 729 and encodes 219 amino acids. Lineage: Eukaryota; Fungi; Ascomycota; Sordariomycetes; Xylariales; Xylariaceae.